GCCCUUCGUGGUUGACAGGUGAUUCUAAACAUUGGCCGCAAUCAACAGAAGGAGUAGUAGUUGUUCCUGAAGAAAAAUUAAAAGCAGUAGUAACAUUAGCAGUAGUUUCCGAUACGAAUGAAUUAUUUCUUCGGUAUUCCGAGUAUACACGAUUAGUGAGGAUAGUAGCAUAUUGCCUAAAAUUCAUAGAAAAAAUUCGAACAAAACGCAGUGACAAUAGUAUAGACCGUGAAGACAUACAGCUGACAGUAACAAACUUACAAGCAGCACAGCACUGCUUAAUCCGUAUAGCGCAGAAAGACAGAUUUCAGCCUGAAUUAGAUGCAUUAGCGAAAGAUAGGGCAAUACCGAAGCAAAGUCAUUUGCAAUCGUUAGCGCCGUUUAUAGACAAAAAAGGUAUACUUAGGGUAGGCGGGAGGCUGAAAAACGUGUCCAUUCCCUACGAUCAAAAGCAUCCGAUUGUACUGCCCGCAAAGCACGCGUUGACAGAUUUGAUUAUUAGAAACGAGCAUAUUAGGCUCCUUCAUGCAGGGUGUCAGCAUGUAGUCGUGUCUCUUCGUGAACGUUUCUGGCCAAUUAAUUGCACCAGAAAUGUAAAGCGAAUACUCCGAAGCUGCGUGAGAUGUUUUAGAAUAAAACCGCGUGGGAUAGAAUAUCCAAUGGGUCAGCUACCUGCAGAUAGAGUGAAACCUUCUCGCCCAUUCUCAACCUGCGGUAUAGAUUAUGCAGGUCCGUUUACGACAAAAGAUCGUACCCGUACUAAAACGUCAAUUAAAUCGUACGCAUGUAUAUUUGUAUGUUUCGCCACAAAGGCUACGCACAUUGAAUUAGCCACUGACCUCAGUACUGACGCGUUUUUAAAAUGUCUCAAUAGAUUCAUUUCCCGUAGAGGCCUUUGUCAGAGUAUUGUUUCCGACAACGGAACAAAUUUUGUCGGAGCAAAAAAUAGAUUCGCAGACCUACAGAAGUUAUUGCUUAGUGAACACAAUUCGAAAGUUUCAAAGUUUUUAAAUGAAAAAAUGAUACAGUGGUCCUUAAUACCUCCUCAAGCACCUCACUUUGGAGGUCUUUGGGAAAGCGCUGUGAAAUCAACAAAGUAUCACCUCAAUAGAGUCAUAGGAGAGCAAAAAUUAACAUACGAAGAGUUAUACACGCUAUUAGUUCAAAUAGAAUCCUGCCUAAACUCACGGCCAUUGAGUCCCAUUUCAUCAGUUAUACACGCUAUUAGUUCAAAUAGAAUCCUGCCUAAACUCACGGCCCUUGAGUCCGAUUUCAUCUGA
Molecule: messenger RNA, 1280 nt
Organism: Megachile rotundata (alfalfa leafcutting bee)
Lineage: Eukaryota; Metazoa; Arthropoda; Insecta; Hymenoptera; Megachilidae
Biological process (GO): DNA integration
Molecular function (GO): nucleic acid binding
Source: RefSeq, a predicted model, not a curated record